AUGGCACGCUCAGUGCUGAGCUAUGCUCUCCACAAAUUUCAGACCGAGAAGGCUCAAAAGCUGAUGAGAAAGGCGAAAAAUACGACCGACCGUGAAUUGUUUGCGGCAUUUAACGCGGCCACCAAAAUAACCUCUGAGGAUCUGCAGCGCGAGUACAGCAGCGAGGAAGUGAAGUCCCUGUGUCUGCGUACCAAAGUACGCGUGAAAAUGCACUACUUCAACUCUGUGUGGGACGCCAAAUUAAAGCGGGAGAAGAAGGGACGCCUUGCGAAUAAGUCCGAUUCGGCGAUAAACGCCAUGCUCGUCAGAGCGACGAAAAAGGAAAAAUAUAAGCCCUAUACAGCCACACAAGUAACCCAGUACAAUCACAUAGCCAAGUGUGAGCUUAAAAGGAAGAAUAAUUUGCGAUUGGAUCGUUGGAAGCGAGAAAGGUGGACGUCACAGACAUUGACACGUUCUGAGCCGGAAUCACAUGGAAUCAAACCCGGAAAUGUUUCGGCUGGGCCGGCAUCUCCAUCGGCACGAUUUGAGCUGAAAUUGCCGGAUAUGCCUGUAUUAUAAAUGGAAUUACUUGCGCGACC
Molecule: messenger RNA, 581 nt
Organism: Drosophila persimilis
Lineage: Eukaryota; Metazoa; Arthropoda; Insecta; Diptera; Drosophilidae
Product: telomere-binding protein cav
Exons: 2
Coding region: 1-561 (186 amino acids)
Source: RefSeq, a predicted model, not a curated record